GCGAUAGCUUUGGCCGCCGGUGCGGGAUGGCCGCGGAGCCGGGCGGAGCUGGCCCGCGGCUCCGGGGGCCCGCUCUCUGGCCCGAGGCAUGGCUCGGGGUCCCGGCCCGCUAGGCCGGCCUCGCCCCGACAGGGUCGCCAUGCCGAAGAGAGGGAAGCGUCUCAAGUUCCGGGCCCACGAUGCCUGCUCUGGGCGAGUGACGGUGGCGGAUUAUGCCAACUCGGAUCCGGCCAUCGUGAGGUCUGGACGGAUCAAGAAAGCCGUCGCCAAUGCUGUUCAGCAGGAAGUAAAAUCUCUUUGUGGCCUGGAAGCUUCCCAGGUCCCUGCAGUGGAAUCUCUUUCUGGGGCUGGUGAGCCUUGUGACAUCAUGGACAGCAGUGAUGAGAUGGAUGCCCAGGAGGAGAGCAUCCCUGAGAGAACCAUCUCCAGAAAAAAGAAAAGCAAGAGGCAUAAAGAUGACCUGGAUGGGGCUGGAGGAGAAGAGUAUCCCAUGGAUAUUUGGCUAUUGCUGGCCUCCUAUAUUCGUCCUGAGGACAUUGUGAAUUUUUCCCUGAUUUGUAAGAAUGCCUGGACUGUCACUUGCACUGCUGCCUUUUGGACCAGGUUGUACCGAAGGCACUACACGCUGGAUGCCUCUCUGCCUUUGCGCCUGCGACCAGAGUCAAUGGAGAAGCUGCGCUGUCUCCGGGCCUGUGUGAUCCGAUCUCUGUACCAUAUGUAUGAGCCAUUUGCUGCUCGAAUCUCCAAGAAUCCAGCCAUUCCAGAAAGUACUCCCAGCACAUUAAAGAAUUCCAAAUGCUUACUUUUCUGGUGCAGAAAGAUUGUUGGGAACAGACAGGAACCAAUGUGGGAAUUCAACUUCAAGUUCAAAAAACAGUCUCCUAGAUUAAAGAGCAAGUGUAUGGGAGGGCUGCAGCCCCCCAUUCAGUAUGAAGACGUGCACACCAACCCAGACCAGGACUGCUGCCUGCUGCAGGUCACAACCCUCAAUUUCAUCUUUAUUCCAAUUGUCAUGGGAAUGAUCUUUACCUUGUUUACUAUCAAUGUGAGCACGGACAUGCGGCAUCAUCGAGUGAGACUGGUGUUCCAAGAUUCUCCUGUCCACGGUGGUCGCAAACUGCGCAGUGAACAGGGGGUGCAAGUCAUCCUGGACCCAGUGCACAGCGUUCGGCUCUUUGAUUGGUGGCAUCCUCAGUAUCCAUUCUCCUUGAGAGCAUAAUCAAAGCUUCUUGUCUGUGAGGGCAGCCCUCAGCUAGGCCAGUCCAUUCAAAAUCAGAUUCCAGUUUGGAAGGGGCAGCUGGUCAGUGAUGCACAUAUUCUUCAGGUUCCUGGAACCUCUGUUAGGGGAAAGAAGGGUUGAUUGAGUCAAGAGGAAAAGACAGCUCUGAUGUAGAAACAACACGGUUUAAUGUGAAAGGAGAAGCAUGGCCCUACUUUCUGCGUUAAACCCCAUUUGGUGCUAUUGAGUUUGUUCUUUAUUCUUUCAUCCCAGCAAAAACGGAUGGUCUUGCAGUAGAGAAAAGUUGAACUCUUGGAUGAACAAGGAAAUUACAGCAUUCCGUUAUGGAUCAGAGGGAUCUUAGAGGACUAAAAUUGUUUAUUGUUGCUUCAACCUAGCUGCCCUUCAAAUUCAAGUGAUUAUUUUCUCUUUUCCCUUUACCCUUCUUCAGAAAUAAAGCAGGUGACAGGGUUUUCAGAAUCUUAUAAGAUUGCUUGUGUAUCUUUCUUUAAAAAUAACAUUUGGAUAUUUAUUGUACAAGUAUUCGUUUGCCAAUUUUGGACUUUAGGUUUUUUUGUUUUUUUUUUUUCCCCUGCAUGAGAUUGGUAGUGGUGAUGAUCAUGACUAUGACUGUGCCCUUGGUGUUGUACUAGGAACUUUACAUAAUAACUUUAAUUUUCAACAUUCUGUAAGGUAAACAAUACUGGCCUCAUUUUAUAGUUGAAAACUAUGGAUCAGUGAUACACCCAAGGUUGUAAUAACCAGUGAAAAGCAGAGCCAGCAUACCACCCACGUGUCCCAGCUGUACCACAGUCUAAAAGGUUCAUUUCAGUUUUCUUGUGGUAGAUGGUUGCAAAAGGGAGUAGACAGAGAGUAUACAGAUUUAAACAAGUAAAAGUAAGUGAAAAUUUGAUUGUGGUGUACCUUAUUCCUAAUCAGCAAAAAUGUAUAAUAUAUCCGGUUGAUAAAAAAAUCGUUUAAAUGUCUAAGAAAAAAUGUAAACCAAGCCAAGAAAGUUACUGCAGUGUUUUCAUUGAAUUGGUGUAAGCAUUUAUCUUGCUGAAGGUCACUGAAGAAAAAAAGCAUCCCAUAUCAAAACCAGCCUCUUGAAUUGUAAGCACUUAGUGACUUUGCUCUGCUCUGUGCUGCCUGAGAUCAUCCUGUGUGACUAUAGGAACCUGGCCUUUUGACCCUGAAGAGAUGCUAAUAUUUUCCUGAUAAUCACAGACUUGCUAUAGCAAGUGUACUUUGGGAAGAGGUUUAUGGGUGGGUUUUUAUUGUUGCUAUUGUUUGUUAACAAGAUAAACUUGCUGCUUGUCCUCCCCACCCCCCACCAAAUUCCCCAAUUAAUUAGUGAGUUGUAUAUCCAUGAGGUGGGCAGUAAGACAGUAUUCUUUAAACACAAAAGUCUUGUGGGGGCAGUUAUUAUCAUGAGCCAAACUGCUAAAUUAGCAUGUUGUUUUUUCCCUUCCCAUCUUCUCUAUCCACUGCUAUAUUUAAAGAACAAUAUUCUUAGGAAGCAUCUGCUUAAUACUGCUGCUAACAGCUAACCUUACCCCACACUGAAGGUGGUACUAAAACUGUUCACACAGAAAAUGAGCCUGGGUCAGUAAAAAAACAAAAUUUGGCUGUUUACACUGAUAAAACCCAAAGACAACCUCCGAGACAGGAGGAAAGAAACUCAAGAAUGUAGAAUGCCGUGGAGCAGGAGCGCUUCCUGCUGCGCUGUGUGUCCCCACACUUAGGGUACCUUUCAAAGGGAAGUGAAAUAAAUCUGACUUUAUAGUUGUAUCCUGA
Molecule: messenger RNA, 3016 nt
Organism: Erinaceus europaeus (western European hedgehog)
Lineage: Eukaryota; Metazoa; Chordata; Mammalia; Eulipotyphla; Erinaceidae
Gene: TMEM183A
Product: transmembrane protein 183A
Exons: 8
Coding region: 89-1219 (376 amino acids)
Biological process (GO): regulation of protein stability
Cellular component (GO): SCF ubiquitin ligase complex
Molecular function (GO): protein binding
Source: RefSeq, a predicted model, not a curated record